GGCGUUUGCACGCUGGCCACAAUUUUAUAGUACGGCCUUCGCUUUUUCGUGCAGUCUCCUCCCGCCCGGAGUCGCCGCUUUAGGAAAUAAAUUAAUCUCUGGCUUUACUCUUCCCACGUCCCCUCCCUGAUCAAUCCCCUGCACUUCUAGAGAUUGAAAAAUAACUGCAGAGAAGAAAGGAAGGGGCUGUAGCAGAAUCAAGGAAACAUUCCCUGAGAGGCCUCCUGGAGAAGGAGAAUUUCCUGCUUUUUUAAGUCGGCUGCCAAAAUCGGUUAUUUCGCUCCUAUCCCCAGAGCUUCGGUUGCUCUUUCACUUCCCAAUUCCUCAAGAGCACUGGGCGACAAAGUUAUGGAGAAGCGCCUGCAGGAGGCCCAGCUGUACAAGGAGAAAGGGAACCAAUGUUACCGGGAAGGGAAGUACCGAGAUGCUGUGAGUGGGUACCAUCGAGCUCUGCUGCAGCUGCGGGGUCUGGAUCCAAGUCUGCCCUCUCCGAUACCUAAUCUGGGACCCCAGGGCCCGGCCCUCACACCUGAACAAGAAAACGUACUGCGCACCACCCAGACAGACUGCUACAACAACCUAGCUGCCUGUCUUCUUCAGAUGGAGCCAGUAAACUAUGAACGGGUGAAAGAAUACAGUCAGAAAGUCCUGGAGCGACAGCCUGAUAACGCCAAGGCCUUGUAUCGGGCUGGAGUGGCCUUUUUCCACCUGCAGGACUAUGACCGGGCUCGGCAUUACCUCGUGGCCGCUGUCAACAGGCAGCCAAAAGACGCCAGUGUCCGGCGGUACCUUCAGCUAACGCAGUCAGAACUCAGCAGCUACCAUCGGAAAGAGAAGCAGCUCUACCUGGGCAUGUUUGGUUAACAAAGAAGAAAGAUACCCCCCUCCACUGGAACUUCGGUGAACCAUUAAAGAGCCAUCAAGGGGAAACCUGAGCCUCAGCAAGAGAAAUUAACCCCGUACCUCUGACCGAGGUGAACUUCUGUUUUGUUUCUAGUUCUGCACGAACUCUUUAUUGCUUACAUGGUCUGUGUCUGUUUUUGUUUCUCCAUCUAUGUAUUUAUACGGCUUUUAAUAUGUGGUAUUAUUAGGGAUAUUUGCCUUGAGAAAUACAACCAGAAAACAUUCAUCAGUUAUGGGUGGAAUUAAUCAUAUCUUUGGCAGAGAUUUUAAUGAUAGAUGUUGGUAGAUGUAGUCAUGUACAAAGGAGAAGGCUAGCAGAGGAUGAAGGGAUAAGGAAGGCAGAAAGGAGUUUCUUCCUUCAUUUCCUCAGAUUCCCAAAGCCAAACUUACACAGGCCACAAACUGGCAAAUAUAUAUACUGUGAAACUAGACAAUUAUAAAUUGGGCCCACACGGCUCAGAAUGAAAGAUUUUAAAUUAACCAUCUUGAUUAAAAUAAUUCCUUUGUCUUAAUGUUCCACAUACAUUCAGAUUCUUUUUCCCCCACAAAAGUAUCUAGCUCCUCUUGUUUCUCUUGGUAAUUUCUAGUCCUUGCUAUCGUUCACACUCAGAUCAUUAAUAGAGUAUACUUAUUUAUUUUUUUAUUAAACCCUUCUGUCUUAAAACUUCUGGAGUCAAGCAUUUAAGUAUAUAUUUUGUAAUCUUUUAAAAGCUCUCAUGCCAAAAAAACACUCGUAAACAUUUUAAUUUUUAAUAGGUGCAUAUCUAUAGUAUGCUCAUUUCUCUAAAAAACCAUAGGAAAGACAGUUUACCGAGUCUUCUAGAAACAAUACCAUAAAAGAACAGGAUAAAAACAUAGAUCUGUUCUUUACUUGUUACCUGCCCCCUUGUAUUUUGCAGGAGCUCACUUCCUUAAAGAGGAGGGAAACAGUGAGGAAAGGUUCUCUUCCCCUAGGGCCUUUUAAGCACCAACGAACUUUCUGGAAGAUUUUUUGGGCAUGGGUGCAGGCGCAGAUCUGGUGCAGUCAUGGCUCAGUAGGAGGCUUCAUCAACCGGGAGCUCCUUUGUCAUUCUGCUAAUGUCCACAAUGUAUGAGUUGUACAGAGUAGAUAAGACCAUAAUAACACUGCCUCUACCUUUAUGAGUGAAGGUAAUAAGCUGCUGUAUCAUUAGCCAUCAUACACAGACAGAUUUCCGACAAAAACCCCUUAGUCUUGCCAAGUGUACACAAGCUCCUCUCCCUUUAUCAGUAAUGCCUGUCUCUCAAUGAGCUAGGCUCCUCUUUGAGUCUCCCUGUACCCUUAAAUAAUAGAGCCAUCAACUUACAAACAAAAAGUUUUCAUACCAAAUAAUCUUUUAAGUCCAAGGACAGAACUAACAAAAGUUGAAUAUUUGAUUCCUCUUCCAAGUUUCUUAAAUUUCUAAGCCUAGACUGUUGCCAAAUUAUGUCAUGCAUGGUUGUGUGUUAUGUUUGUUUGGGGUUGGUUUUGCUUUCUGAUUUUCUUUUUUUCCCCUAAGACUUGAUGUUACAGUAAGCUAUGCUCUGCAUCAAUGAGGAAAAAAUAAAACUGAUAUUUAAAAAUGUA
Messenger RNA from Lipotes vexillifer (Yangtze River dolphin), 2488 nucleotides. RefSeq names its product tetratricopeptide repeat domain 9C (gene TTC9C). Gene Ontology annotation, molecular function: protein binding. The record is from RefSeq and is a predicted model, not a curated record. The transcript is spliced from 3 exons. Bases 349 to 864 code for a protein of 171 amino acids. Lineage: Eukaryota; Metazoa; Chordata; Mammalia; Artiodactyla; Lipotidae.